AUGGCGGCUACCAAUGGCGCCAACCGCACUUCCAAUGCCCUGGUUUCUGUUGAUGAAUUGACCUCACAGGAUUACGAUUUCAUUGUCGUUGGCGGUGGAACCGCUGGUCUUGUGGUCGCCGCUCGGCUCACCGAGGAUCCAAACAUUGCUGUUGCCGUCUUAGAAGCAGGCCAGAAUCGGAUGGACGACAAGAAUGUGUCCACUCCUUCUCUCUAUCCAACAAUGAUUGGCCGGCCUGAUUACGAUUGGUGUAUGGCAAGUAUUCCUCAACCAAAUGCCGGCAACAAAGUCUACUCCAUGCCACGAGGUAAACUCCUUGGAGGAUCCUCCGGCAUUAACUACCUCAUGUAUGUGAGAGGCAGCAAAGCAGACUAUGACGCCAAUUGGGAGUCGAUGGAUGGCUGCGCUGGUUGGGGGUGGUCCGGGAUGGCGCCAUACUUUCGCAAACAUCACACCAUCGAUCGCACUGAUUCCAGCGCAAAGAAGCCUAUGUUCAUGCCAGCCACCGAAUCGGAGGAGUAUCAUAGCAAGGACGGACCGAUCCAUACCAGCUUCAAUGACUGGUAUAUGCCGCUGGAAGAAGACUUUGCAAAUGCCGCCUACGAAUUGACUGGGGGGGACCGAAUUACAACAGCCUAUCAAGGCGAUCACCAUGGCUUUUACUCCAGUCUUGGCGCUGUGAACCGUUCUGAUGACUAUGGUAAGAGGUCAUACGCUGCCACUGGGUAUCUUCGUCCCAACCUAGGCCGACCCAAUCUCAAGGUCUUGACCGAAGCACAGGCCACGAAAAUUCUCCUGGAUGGCACAGUUGCUAAAGGGGUUGAGUUCGUUCACAAGGGCAAGAAAUACAGCUUAAAUGCUACCCGUGAGGUCAUCUUAUCUACCGGAGUUAUUCAGAGUCCCCAACUACUCGAGCUUUCUGGCAUUGGAGAUCCCGACGUCUUACAGGCCGCUGGCGUCGAUGUCAUUGUUGAAAAUAAAGGGGUAGGUGCUAAUUUCCAAGACCAUGUUCUCGGAGGAGUCCUCUACGACUUGAAACCGGGAGUUGAAUCUAUGGACGCUCUACAUGAGGAGGAGUUCCUGAAAGCGCAACAAGCUAUCUAUGACAAGACCGGGAAUGGCAUGUUUGGCAAUCCUGGUAUGGCCAUGGGCUUUAUAUCCUAUGCGCAAAUAGCCACCCCUGAAGAGCUCGAAGCUACCAUCAAGGAAAUAAAAACGAAUUCUUUGGCUAAGUCUGCCUUCGAGAAGGCGCAAGAGAGAGUUAUCGUCGAUCAGCUCAGCAAUCCAGGCUUCAGCAACCUGCAAACCUUCUGUAUACCAUGUCGCCUCGAUGUGGCAAAAGGCUCUGACCAGACACAAUUUUUCGGAGCGCCGCCUAAAGGGAAACAACAGGUGUCCCUGUUGAUUUGUCUCGAACACCCUCUCUCCAGGGGAACCGUGCACAUCAAGAAUGCCGACCCACUGGCUCCCCCGGAGAUCGACCCGGGGUAUUUCCGAAACGAAGUCGAUGCGAAGAUCCUCGCGGCCGGCGUGAAAUGGAUAGAUCAGGUAGCGAGGCAUCCUCUCGUCGCGAAAUCCCUCGAUACUCGUGAAUUGCCACCCAAGAAUGCGAGUCUCGAUUCCGAAGCAGAGCGGAUCGAGUAUGUAAAGAACCAUAUUAGCACGCAAUAUCACCUGAUAGGCACCUGUGCGUUAGGACAAGUGGUCGACAAUGAGCUGAAGGUCAAGGGUGUGCAGAAUUUGAGAGUGGUGGAUGCAUCUAUUUUCCCUGGUCAUGUUUCAGGGAAUAUAAUGGCCACGACGUACGCCGUUGGCGAAAAGGGAGCUGACUUGAUCAAAAAGGAUAUCAAAGCUUGA
This is a messenger RNA of Exophiala aquamarina CBS 119918, 1857 nucleotides long. RefSeq lists its product as uncharacterized. Gene Ontology annotation, molecular function: flavin adenine dinucleotide binding; oxidoreductase activity, acting on CH-OH group of donors. The transcript has 4 exons. The record is from RefSeq and is a predicted model, not a curated record. Bases 1 to 1857 code for a protein of 618 amino acids. NCBI's taxonomy places the organism in Eukaryota, Fungi, Ascomycota, Eurotiomycetes, Chaetothyriales, Herpotrichiellaceae.